Messenger RNA from Archocentrus centrarchus (flier cichlid), 2214 nucleotides. RefSeq names its product coenzyme Q-binding protein COQ10 homolog, mitochondrial. Gene Ontology annotation, cellular component: mitochondrion. The record is from RefSeq and is a predicted model, not a curated record. Bases 59 to 757 code for a protein of 232 amino acids. Gene Ontology annotation, biological process: cellular respiration. Gene Ontology annotation, molecular function: ubiquinone binding. Lineage: Eukaryota; Metazoa; Chordata; Actinopteri; Cichliformes; Cichlidae. The transcript has 5 exons.
GGGUUGGUGCUGCUCGUCAGGAGUCUUCCAAGUUUAUCCUUCACUGCAAACUACAAAAAUGACCAACAAGGCGACUCCUCUUCUCCUCAAAGCGCUGCGGGAGGUAUCUGAAGCCCACUCCUCAAAGGUUGUGCGGGGAAACACUAAAAGAGCAAAUUUCAGUGUCUUAAGCUCUUGUGGGGUCCUGGCAGCAAGAAGGGCCAGCCUCCAGUUCUGCACCCCCCUGAGCACACCAAGCCGAAGCUUUAUCAACCUGGCAGCUCCCAUCACCAACCGCAGGAUGGAGUAUACUGAGUGCCGGACAUUAGGGUACACUGCAGAGCAGAUGUACAGUGUGGUGGCCAGCGUGAACCAGUACCAACACUUUGUUCCCUGGUGUAAGAAGUCUCGGGUCUUGAGGGCGCGAAACGGUGGCUUCCUGGCAGAGCUGGAAAUAGGUUUCCCCCCUCUUGUUGAGCGAUAUAUCUCUGAGGUCACUGUCGUUCCAAACCACCAAGUCAGGGCUGUAUGUACUGACGGAUCCCUCUUCAGCCAUCUUGAAACAAUAUGGAGGUUUUCCCCUGGAGACAGAAACCUACCAGACUCCUGCAAAGUAGAAUUCUAUGUAUCAUUUGAGUUCAAGUCUCUUCUGCACUCUCAACUGGCCAGCGUUUUCUUCGAUGAAGUGGUUAAGCAGAUGGUCAGUGCCUUUGAGUCACAGGCAGCAAGACUUUACGUAAACCAGGAGGAGGUACCGAUGAGGAGACGGUCAGCAUGAAGCGACACCUUUGACCUUGCAUGAAUCCAAGUGCUCUUGGAACCCUCCCAGUCCACCGCUUUACCUACUAUCAACACUUGUCUUACGGAGGACACUGGAUCUUCUCUUUGCGCUCACUCACAGCUUUCUCUUGACACGCACAAGGAAUACACUUAAAACUAUUUAUAUGUAAACCACAGAAUAAUUUAUUUACUUUGCUCUACAUUUAUUUAUUUUAUGGAUAAAGUAAAUUCAUAGUUUUAAAACUCAUAUGGACACUUUGUAAAAGUGUGGGUUAAUGUUCAAAAGUGGCUCCUACUGAAGCCUCAUGUGGCUGAAGGUCUCUUCCUAUGCAGUGUUUGUGAGUGGAAUUUAAAAAAAAAAGUGGUAUUUUGGUAAACACAUUUUCAUGUGUAAUAUACUGAAUUUACUUAUAUGUAUUUUUUUUUUUUAUGAUUUUUUUUUUUUUAGCUACUGAGCAAUAUCUGAUACAAAUUUCCAGUGUAGUGGAAUAUCUGAAACUGCUUACUCAUUGUUGUGUUUGGGUGAGCAUUCGGGAUGGACAGAUACCAGCAUCAACCUUGGUGGCUGAUAUUGGUGUACUGGUAAACAAGGUGAUAAUUACAGUGUUGACCAAUGUUUAUCAGCUGUUUUGUCAAUUUUGCAUGAGCUCAAAGACAGAGCGUCAAAUGCAGAGGCUAUAAUGUAAGUUCUUUAUACAACACACGGAAAUGAAGGUCUCUUUCUGAAAUGUAGCUGUAGCUGACCCCCCCACCCCCAAGUUAGACUAUGUGUGGGAGUGUUUACAAAGCUGGGUCUGUUUGUUCCUCUCUUUUGCACCUGUCCUAUGACAUGUAAAAAGUGGAUUUUUCAGUUACCUGUAACAUGUGCUGGCUUUUUUGAUAACAAGCUCCUUGUCCCUCUGUAGUGUGCUUUUCCAAACUUUCCAAAAAAAUUUCAUUCCUUUCAAUAAAGGACAGUUUUUCUGCCUUGUCCAUUUUAAAUUAGCCUUUUCUUUGCAUUUAAGAGUUUACAUUUUGGGUAUAAAGUAUAUUCUUUAUCUGACAGUGGUUUUUCCACAAGUGGUCCUGAGUCUGUGCAAUAAUUUCAACUACAGUGCCACCUCAAGACCGUCAAUACUAGUUUUCAGCAGUGUCCCCCGUGUCCAGAAAUUUGUCUUGAUUGUCAGAAUCUUUUAAUAAUGAGCUGUAACAUGGAUGAGGAAAUCCUCAAGUUCAUUGGAAUUUUAUUUUGAGAAAUGUUUGUCUGAAGUGGUUGACCUAUUUCCUCAUGCAACCAUGCAUAAUGUGAUGAACCCCUCUGUCUUUAUUUCCUUAAGUCUCAGGCUAUCAGUAAUGCUCAUUUAUUACCCUUUAAUCUUGUCCUGCCUGUGUAUUUUAUAACAUUACACAUUUGUCUUUUUUUUUUUUCCCAAUUCUAAUUUUUGAAAAUGUGUUGCUGGAUAUGUUUCAGAUUUC